AUGGGGUUUCUCGGAGUUUAUCGGGCCCUCUACGACUACCAGCAACAAUCUGAGGGCGAGCUUGCCAUCAGUGAGGGAGAUUUGCUCUACGUCAUUGAGAAGAAUGACGAUGAUGGCUGGUGGAAAGCUAAAAAGAAAGCUGGCGCCGACGAGGAGGAUGAGCCCACAGGUCUCAUUCCUCACAACUAUGUUGAAAUAGCCCCAACGCUGACCCAAGCCCGCGCCAUUUACGAGUAUACUCGGCAAACUGACGAAGAGCUGUCAUUCCACGAAGAAGCUGUACUCGAUGUGUUCGAUACUUCUGACCCAGACUGGAUUCUUGUCGGACUAGACGAUGAGUUUGGGUUUGUCCCAGCGAACUACAUAGACUUGCAAUCAGAAAAUACUACAGACCAUGGGGCUACUCAAACGUCGCCUCCGGCUCUACCGGCACGGUCUCGCUCCGCCGCAAUGGAGCUAGAUGUGGUAGAAGACAUCGCGGUCUCGAGCCCCAAGUUUGCGGGCCCAGCGUCGGCACUGGCUGGCGUCUUGCAGGGACGGGCUGCGACGAUUAAGCCUGCUACCACCCCCGCUCAGUCUGUAUCCGAACCGUCGGCACCAUCUGAUGAAGAAUUUAUCAAGUCACCAGCCUUACCAUCCCGUCCCAGGCCAACAAAGCCCACGCACACUCGAAGCGACUUUGAUGACUGUGGUAUGCCGGAUACCAACGAACGCAAUGGCCCUCAAAUUGACAGGACACCCGGUGGGUUUCAUAUGUAUAAUAUCAGCGAGAUGGUGUCCGUCAUGGGCAAGAGAAAGAAGAUGCCAACGACCUUGGGCAUAAACUUAGGAACCGGCAUGCUCCUCAUUGCUCCAGAGCGAGCACAGGAUGCCCCCCCCCAGGAAUGGAGCGCUGAUAGAAUGACUCACUACUCACGUGAAGGAAAGCAUGUCUUUAUGGAAUUAGUUCGUCCCAGCAAGAGUAUUGACUUUCACGCUGGUGCCAAGGAUACCGCGGAAGAAAUCGUUCUGGCACUGGGUGAAAUGGCGGCUGCUGUACGAGCCGAGGGUCUGAAGGAGGUCAUUAUGGCUGGAACACAGCGCUAUCAGCGCAAAGGAAAGGUCUUGUAUGACUUCAUGGCCCAAGGUCAGGAUGAAGUAACUGUCGCAGCGGGUGAUGAAGUCAUUAUUCUGGAUGAUGCCAAGAGCGAAGAGUGGUGGCAGCUGCGUCGGCUCAAAAAUGGCAAGGAGGGCGUCGUUCCCAGCAGCUACAUUGAAAUUAUCGGCGCUGUCACACCCCCCCUUGAUGAUUCUAGCACUCGCAGUGCCAUGCCAUCUGUCGCAGAAAAUCGUCAGGAGGAGAUGAGACUCACCAAAGAGGCUCUCAGGGCUAGCAAAGAGCCGCAACAGCGUAGUCGUCGCGAGAAUGGCCGUGGCGAAAACGGCAACUCUUCCAAGAGCAAAUCGAAACCUGAUACGAGCAAAGUUCGCACCUGGACGGAUCGCUCCAAAUCUUUCAGUGUGGAAGCGCAGUUUCUUGGUCUUCGAGAUGGUAAAAUCCAUUUGCAUAAAAUGAAUGGAGUCAAGAUUGCGGUCCCUAUUGCGAAGAUGUCACGGCAGGAUUUGGAAUAUGUCGAGAACCUCACGGGCAUUUCGCUAGAGGACGACAAGCCUCUUGCUGAUGUGCGGCGCUCAAAAUAUCUGAACAGGCCAAGUGAAGCCCCUGGCGCCAAACUUGAACAGAGUAAAAAGCCGGAGUAUGACUGGUUCCAGUUCUUUCUCUCUUGCGACGUACCCGUGGGACUAUGCGAACGUUAUGCUCAAGCAUUUAUUCGAGACUCCAUGGAUGAGAGCGUCCUUCCUGAUGUCAACGCUGUCAUUCUGCGAACAUUAGGUAUUCGAGAAGGUGAUAUCAUCAAGAUAAUGCGCACUCUCGACGCAAAAUUUGGACGGGAACGUACUGCCGAGGGUGACAGCAGCAGUGGAGGCCUGUUCUCAGGUCCCGGGGGCGCUCUCCGCAACAAUACUCGGAAAAGCCGCCCUGCGCCGGCUGUUCAGACGGAUGACAUCGUUGAUCCGACGGCUUUCUCAAAGGACAUAGAAGAUGGUGUUAAGGCUACGUCCGCUAGCACUAGCAUGCAAGGCGGACUCAAGGGAUCCUCGAGCGGCUUCGAUGACGACGCCUGGGAGGUGAAACCCAGCAAGCAGCCGCAGACUGAGAAGAGUGCAAAGCUUGCUGAGCCUGUGCCUGCCACCGCGCCGAUGAUGCCCAGCCUUACGGGCUCCAUGAAAGAUUUGUCUAUGCUUAGCGCACCGCUAGAGCCGACGAAGGCUGAGCCUGUGCGGCAGCUAGAAUCUACUGCCGCAAUAUCAACCUCCCCCUUAUCAGCUUCACAAGCUCAAGCACCUCCAGGAGCAAGCCCUACGUUCUUUUCUUCUGUAUCAGGUUCACAAACAGGCGGCCCUGCAUCGCCGAAAUCCCUUGCACGUCAGCGACCAACACCAACCAUACCCACUGGUGGAGGAUCCCUCCCGCCUCCCCCGACGCAGCGUUCCAUAUCUGCUCCCCAGCAGCAAAGUGCUUUCGCAGUGCCAGCAUGGUCAGCGCAAAUGACUGGUCUUGUUCAGGGGCAUGCCGCUCCACCAAACCACAGUCUGGAUAAUAUCACGCAGGCACGAAUUCAGCAGCAGUAUACGUCUCAGAUGCAGCCGGCUAUGGUAGGGUACAGUAGUAUGCCGAACCAACCUCGUACGGUGCCGUACCAAACGGGGUCGCAAUAUUUGCAGUCGAUGUACACAGGAGCCCCGACACAAAGCUCUUUUCAAGACCCAAGCCAGCCCAGCCCAUUUUCGCCUCUUCAAGCGCAAAACACCGCCUACCCCCCUCAGUUUCAGCCACAGUCAUCAUUGGGCAUGGCUACUCAAGCCAAUGUGAACGACUACCUACCACUUGCCCUCGAACCACAACGAACUGGAAUGCCUCCCAUUCCGCAACCACAGAUUACUGGUCUUAGUUCUUUCAAUUCUCAACUCCCGCAAGCUCUUCAACCGCAAAGGACGGGGCCGCCGCCACCUAUCCGCUUUGGCGUCACUGAUGCAAAAAAAUUGACCGUCCAGCCGACAGGGCGCCGAGCAAACUUAGCGCAAGCUACUUGGUACUUUCCAGCGCCCCAGAACCCUUUCGGCUUUUAG
This is a messenger RNA of Beauveria bassiana ARSEF 2860, 3171 nucleotides long. RefSeq names its product SH3 domain-containing protein. Gene Ontology annotation, biological process: actin cortical patch assembly; regulation of actin filament polymerization. Gene Ontology annotation, molecular function: ubiquitin binding; protein-macromolecule adaptor activity; identical protein binding. Lineage: Eukaryota; Fungi; Ascomycota; Sordariomycetes; Hypocreales; Cordycipitaceae. Gene Ontology annotation, cellular component: nucleus. The transcript has 5 exons. The record is from RefSeq and is a predicted model, not a curated record. Bases 1 to 3171 code for a protein of 1056 amino acids.